Molecule: messenger RNA, 1398 nt
Organism: Lactuca virosa
Lineage: Eukaryota; Viridiplantae; Streptophyta; Magnoliopsida; Asterales; Asteraceae
Source: the annotation of a GenBank genome assembly
AUGGCUUUAGAACAACUACAAGACAACCAACUUCUUCACUUUCUUAUCAUACCCUUAAUGUCACCAGGCCACUAUAUUCCCACCAUUGACAUGGCCAAGUUACUAGCUCAACAUGGUGUUAAAGUCACCAUAGUCACCACCCCAGUCAAUGCCCUCAGAUUUGGGUCAAUCCUUGAUCAAGCAGUCCAAUCAGGUCUUCCCAUCUGUUUUAUGGAAUUCCCACUUCCAUCUACAGAGUUUGGGUUACCAGAGGGCUGUGAAAGCUUGGAUGAUCUUCCAAAUUUGGGCUUAGCCAAGGAACUUUUCCUUGCCCAAAGUUCACUACAACAACAAGUGGAGCAAUACAUUGAAAACUCUGAGCCUAAGCCAAGUUGCAUACUAUCCGGGACAUUUCUCCAAUGGCCAGUUGAAACAGCAAAAAAGUUUCAGAUUCCAAGGAUUAUAUUCGAUGGAAUGAAUUGCUUCACACAGAUGUGUAACCACGUUUUGUACCUCACCAAGGUACAUGAAAGUGCGGAAGUGAAAGAAUUCCAUGAAAAUGUUCGGGUAUCUGAAUCCGAGGCAUAUGGAGUAAUCAUAAACAGUUUUCAGGAGUUGGAACAAGGAUAUGCUGAUGAAUAUCAGAAAAUCAAAGAAGAUAAAGCUUGGUGUGUAGGACCCUCGUCGCUAUGCUAUAAGGAUGUAUCAGAGAAGGCCCUGAGAGGUAACAAGCCCUCCAUUAACAAGAACGAAUGCCUGAAGUGGCUAGAUUCUAAAGAUAAUGGUUCGGUGAUCUAUGCAUGUCUCGGAAGUAUUAGUCGUAUGGAGCCUGACCAGCUAGUCGAGCUUGCUUUAGCUCUAGAAUCUUCUAACAGACCGUUUAUUUGGGUCGUUCGAGCAGGCCACAAGACUCCAAAGAUAGAAAAAUGGAUAGAAGAAGAUGGGUUUGAAGAGAGAACCAAAGAUCGAGGUCUAUUGAUCCGUGGGUGGGCUCCACAGCUGUUGGUUCUAUCUCACCCUGCAAUUGGAGGGUUCUUGACUCACUGUGGGUGGAAUUCAACUCUAGAAGGGGUGUGUGCUGGUGUGCCCAUGGUGACAUGGCCUCAGUUUCAGGAGCAGUUCUAUAAUGAGAAGUUAGUUGUACAAGUGUUGAGGAUUGGAGUUAGUGUUGGUGCUCAAAACGUGGUGCAUUGGGGUGAAGAAGAGAAGUCUGGAGUGCAAAUAAAGAGUGAGGAAUUGAGGAAGGCUAUAGAGAUGGUGAUGGAAGAAGGGAAAGAAGGAGAAGAGAGAAGAAAGAGAGCUAAAGAACUUAGUAAGAUGGCACAUAAAGCAAUAGAAGAGGGAGGAUCUUCUCACCAGAAUAUGAGAAGACUAAUUGAAGAUAUCAGGAACCAAUCCAGUACUAGGAAUUCAAGCUAA